Chara braunii is the source of this 2991-nucleotide messenger RNA. The record is from the annotation of a GenBank genome assembly. Lineage: Eukaryota; Viridiplantae; Streptophyta; Charophyceae; Charales; Characeae.
AUGGUGAGGAGUGGAAUCGUCCUGAUUGUGCACCUAUCACCAUGGUUGAGACCCGUACUGGGUUAGAGACUAGCCCCUAUAGCAAGGAGCAGCAAGAAAAGAUGGCCGCCUUAGUCAGAGAGAACAGGGAGAGAAAAGAGCGUCAGAAGCAAGCGAAGCUAAAGGCUAUCGCAGACGAGCAGGCGACGAAGAUAAAGAGGUUGGAGGAGGAGAUGAAGAGGGUACAACAAGAGGAGGAAGAAAGAAGAAAAGYUGCUGAAGCAGAAGCGGCAGCAGAAGAAGAGAACGAGAGAAUGAGGAUUGAGAGUGGAGAAGGGAGCAGUGGUGGCACGAUGGUGAGGGAGACGGAUAUUGAGAUGGAGAAGAAGAUCAGCGAGUGGGUCGCUAAUUUAUCGUUGGGUGAAGAGGAGGAGGUAGAGUCCUAUGUGACUGAGGAUGAGAGGGCUGCGCUAGCCAGUGAGCUAGCAACAAUGACAGAUCCUAUGGAAAGGCGAGAAAGGGAGGAGGAGCAAAAAUUGGCAUGGAAGUUGAGGAUGAAGCGAGAGAAGAAGAGGAGGAGAGAGGAAGUGAGUAAAAUGACUGCAGAGGUAGCGAAGGUGCAAGCGUGCAGGCAGGAGGUGUUGGCCCAGCCGGAUGAUAAGGCCAAGUGGGACAAGGUACUGGGGUACCUGGAAGUGUUGAGCAAGGCCUGGAUGGAAGAGCGCCACGCUAGCUGGAGCCAAGAUGUAGCCUUAAGUGCCAUGCGGUCAGGGUUUAGAGACUUUGCGCGCGAGAUCGUCACCCAUAUUGGGGGCGAAGUUAAGCAAUUGAGAGACAAUGUAGGGAAGUUCUGUGAGGGCGCCAUUCAGGGUGCCAAAGCUGUAGCCGUUGUAGAGGGAGAGGCCAGACCCCGUAAGGACCCAGUGAAACUUAAGUUCCCAGAUGCAAACGGGGGAAAGAAGGAAGAAAACUUUGACAACUGGGAAGCCAAUGUCAAUAGUUAUAUUUACUUACAACACAUCCUGAUUGAGGAACAUGUCCUCGUGGCCUUCCAGGCCCUCAAAGAUGAAGCGGCUAUGGAGGAGUGUCAGGGCACUCAAGGGUACCAUGACAACUUAGUGGCCGUCCCGGACCAUGGGGUCACUGAGACCCAGUUGGUCCAAUUGUUUUAUCGUGCCAUACCAGAGGCCCUGCGCGGGCAUUUCUUUGACAAAUCUCAACAGGCCGGCAUCACAUAUGAUGCAUUCAGUAGGGAAGUCGUCCUGUAUAAGUCAAAGUCUAUGCCAGUUACCACCUUCUGGCACAAAGACUUGGAGAAGGGAAAAGGGUGGAAAGGGCGUACCAUCUCUGGCCAAGUCAAGGCCAAGGAUCAUAUGAUCCUUACCUUAGAGGARGGCGGUACAGACGAGGUUCCGUAUAGUCAGAUCGAGUGGGGCCUCGAGGAUGAUGGCAGUAGUGUGGGGCAAGGGAGGUCCUAUGCUGCUGUCGCGGCUGGAGGGAGGCCGCAAGGUAGAGGAGGAGGCCAGGGCCAAAGGGGCCAGGCCAUGGGAGGCCAAAGACCGGGCGCGCAGGGGGUUGGCGGCCAAGGAAACCGCCAAGCGGGAGGUAGGGGUCAAGGUCCCCCAUUAAAUCGUCAGGGUAAUCGGUCCCCACAGCGAGGAGGUGGAAGAACACCUCAAGGAGGAUGGCACCCAAGCUUGCCACAGGGCAGGCCCUGGGAAGACUCGGGCUUGGACCAGCGAUUAUGGCAGGAACGCGUGAACAUGGGCCCGUGCCUAGAUAGUUGUCCAGAGACUGCUUGUGUUAGCGUCUCUUUAGGCACGUCCCUCACAGGUGUGGCAGACGAGUUGAAGGAGAGAAUGCCAGUCUGGGCCAAGAUGAAGAAAGAGAGUAAAGGACAACUGAUCUUGGUAGAUGUAGAAGUCUUUGGAAGCAGAGUAGGGGCCCUCAUAGACUCAGGGGCCACCCGCAGGUAUAUUAGUCGUAGGGCGCUGAAGAAGCUGAAGCUAGGAUUAAAAGUCCAGAAAUUGGCAGACCCCAUAGUCAGUGUCCUUGCAGACAACAGCACGAUGCGAGUUGAGGACUAUGUAGAGGGAGUCCAGGCGUAUUUUCCCCUAGAGAAAGAUGGGAAGGUGGAGAAAGUUUUCCAUUCCCCGACUCUCCUCGUACAGGAUGACCUUCCUUUUGAUAUAGUGUUAGGACUGGAUUGGGGAGAGACAGCAGGGGCCACACUUCAUUUGAGAGAGCAUGAGUGUAGACUCCCUAGUCCGUCAGGCGAGGUUAAGACUGCCCGCUUGUUCCAUGUGUCUGGUGUAGAUAACACCUUGGCACAUUGCUGUCUCAGUGCUCCCGCAUUCGCGCGAUUAGUAAAAAAGGAGCAGUUAGAGGAACAAGUCUUUGUAGUGUAUGUUAGACCUGUCACCGAGGGCAAGGAAGAGAUAAGUUCCACAGAUACAACCAUAGCCAAGUUGCUGGAAGAAUUCAAAGACUUGACUGAGUCGCCGACAGGAGUAGUGUCGCGACCUAUCCAGCACAGGAUAGAGAUAGAGCCCGACAAUAGAACUCCUAAGGGUGCAGUCUACAGAAUGUCCCCCAGGGAGUUAGAGGAGCUUCGCAAGCAGUUAGAUGAGCUCCUAAAGAAAGGUUGGAUCAGGCCCAGUUCAUCUCCUUUUGGAGCACCAGUCUUGUUUGUCCCCAAGAAGGAAGGAGAGCUUCGUAUGUGCAUAGACUAUAGGGGUUUGAAUGCGAUCACUGUAAAGAAUGUUGAGCCACUGCCCAGGAUAGACGACCUCUUAGAUCGGGUGCAGGGUUGCAAGUAUUUCUCCAAAAUAGACUUGAAGUCCGGAUACCAUCAGAUAGAAGUCCAUCCUGAUGAUCAGUACAAGACUGCGUUCCGGACUAGAUAUGGGCACUAUGAGUUUAUAGUGAUGGACUAACCAAUGCGCCAACCACUUUUCAGCGUUGUAUGAAUGAUCUGUUUAGACCGUGGUUAGAUAAAUUUGUAGUAGUCUA